Molecule: messenger RNA, 3519 nt
Organism: Chaetomium globosum CBS 148.51
Lineage: Eukaryota; Fungi; Ascomycota; Sordariomycetes; Sordariales; Chaetomiaceae
Exons: 3
Coding region: 1-3519 (1172 amino acids)
Source: RefSeq, a predicted model, not a curated record
AUGUCCGACGCCGAGGGUUUCGAGGUUGUCCAGCAUACGGAUGCUGCCAAAUCCGCGCCUGCUCCUGCGCCUGCUUCCGAAACCACAGCUCCCUCGACGCCCACCUCGCCCAAUGCCACUGUGGAGAAGAAGGCUACGGCCGGCCCCACAGCUUCGAAGCGCACCACGGCACCCGGUACGGGCACUCGUCGACCCGCUGCGACUGGUAUAGCUUCCGCGAAGUCGACGACUAGCUUAACCACAAGCUCGACGACACGGACCAGCGCUGCCAGCACCGGGGCGAAGCCUACCACCCGUCCUGCCACUGGAGCACCCACCGUCAAGCGCCCAUCGACUGCUGCAUCUACUGUCUCUCACCGCUCCCGCCCGUCCGUUUCCGAGGAUGAGAAGAAACGGCCGGUGGUCUCGGGCGCUACUGGAUCGGCGCGCCGUAUCUCCACUGCCCCCAGUGGCGCUCCGAGCUCCCCCAGCAAGCCGAGACCCGGUACUACCGCCGCCGCCGCCACCGCCGCAGCAAGAAAACCCGCGGCCACUUCCGGCACUGCGCCGUCCCGGAUGUCCACAGCCACUUCCCGAUCAUCGACAACCACUUCGUCGGCACCCUCUGCGACCCGUACCGCUACUAAACCCGCCGGUACUGGUGCCGUAGCGGAGGCGAAGAAGAGGCUCUCGGUUUCUGCGGGGGCAGCGCCCGGCACUACUCGUCAUGCGCCACGCGCUUCGUUGGCAUCGAGUACAUCCAGCGUUACUACCGCUGCCGGAUCCGCGAGGGAAAUUGAGGAGCUCAAAGCCAAGCUCACUUCCAGCGAGUUCGAGAUCACCGAACUCAAGGCAAAAAUUGCGUCAUCCCAGGAUAAGAUCACGGAGCUCACUGAGAAAGCUGGUACCGCUGAAGGGGCCCAGCCUGCUACUGAAGGUACCAUCAACCAGGAAGCCCUGGAAGGCCUGAAGACGGAGCAUGCUGCGGAACUCGAAGCUCUGAACAAGCAGGUUGCCGAGACCCAGGAGAAGCUGGCCGCCGCCGAAACCGACCUGGCUGCUCAGAAGAGCGAACUUGCCGGCGCUACUAGUGCCAAGGAAGCCGCUGAGGCCGAACUAGCUGGGCUCAAAACAUCGCUCGAGAGCCUCCAGGCAGAACAGGAGGCCAAAUCGAACGAGGCCGCGACCAGCCUUACUAAGGCAACCGACGAAUACACUGCCAAGCUUGAGGCUCUCCAGAGCAGCUUAACAGAGGAGCACGAGGCGGCCAUUGAAGCACUAAAGGCCAAGCAUGCCGAGGAACUGCAGGGUGGAAGUGCCACCAUUGUUGCCAACCACGAGAAGGCCAUCCAGGAGCUCAAUGCGAGCCACGAAACUGCCCUUGCCGAACUCCAAAAGAAGAUUGACGACCUGACCUCGAGUCAAGCAACCCUAGAAGCUACCCACGAGGAGAAGCUCGCCAGUGAAACAGCGGCCGGGUCAGCAAAGCUUGGCGAACUGGAAGCACAGAUUGCCGAACUCAAUGCAAAGCUUGAGGCGGCGGAGAAGACGGCGGAGGCUGCCAAGUCUGAACUCGAGGAGAAGACAGCAGCCCUGGCCUCUCUGGAAGCCAAGGUUGUCGAGGUGGAAGCUGAGCUGGCGGCUAUCAAAGACGAGGCUUCCAAGGCUACCGGCUCCCACGCUGAGCUCCAGAAGCUCAUUGAUAGUCUGACCGAAGAAAGCAAGUCGAAGGAUGCCACAAUCGCUAAGAUCAAGGAGGAGACCGCUGCCGCUGCCGACCACCACCAGAAACAACUCCAGCAAGUCAGCCAAGAUUAUGAGAACGAGAUCGAGAGCCUGCGUGGGGAUGCUUUCUUCAAGCGCAGGUUCGAGGAGCUCGAGGUUAAGCACGGAGAGCUCACUAAAGCGCACGAUGAAGCUGCCGAGAGCCAUACUAAGGCCCUCGAGGCGGCCAAGGCUGAGCACGAGGCCGCCGUGAAGGCGCUGGAAGCCAAGGAGGCUGAGCAUCAGCAGGCCCUGGAUGCCCUUCAGGCGAGCCAUGCCGAGGAGCUGGAGGGUGCCAAGAGCCUGGCAAGGCAAGCCCAUGAAGCUAGCGCCGAAGAAAUCGAGUCUCUGAAAGCCAGCCAUGCCAGCCAAAUUGACAUCUUGAGGGGCGAAAGCGAGAGCAGUCUGGCUAAGGAGCUUGAGGCUCUGAAGACCUCCCACGCCGAAAUCCUCGCGAACCUCAACAACGACGCCGCGACAGAGAAGGAGCAAAUUCUGGCCAAGCACGCCGAUGAGCUCGCUGCUGCUAAGGCGGCUGGCGAUGACAGCCACGCAGCCCUCCUGGAGCAAAUCAAGCAGGAACUUGAGGCUAAGCAUGCCGAGGACCUCGCCAAGGUAACAGCACAGCUCGAGGCGGCUAGCGACCUGAAAGAGGAGCUCGAGGCCAAGCACGCAGAGGAGGUUGCGAAGUUAACAGCAGAGCUUGGGUCGGCAAGCGAGGUCAAGGAGGCGCUGGAAGCUAAGCACUCCGAAGAAGUGGAGAAGCUGAUGGCUCAACUGGAGGCGGCCAGUGGUCUCAAGGGCGACUUGGAGUCGAAACAUGUGGAGGAGGUCGCCAAGUUGGUGGCUCAGCUCGAAGCGGCCGGUGGCUUCAAGGAAGAAUUUGAGGCUAAGCAUGCCGACGAGAUCGCGAAAUUGAUGGCGGAACUUGAGACGGCUAAGGCCCUCCAACAGGACGUUGAGGCUGCCCAAGCUAAGCUUAGCGAUGCGGAGGCCGGCCAUGCAUCCGCCAUUGAGUCGCUCAAGAAGACUCUCGAGGAUGACCAUGCGGCCGAGGUGGAGAAGCUGAUCGCGGUGCACAACGGGGCUCAGGAGGCCUUGAGAAACGAGGGUGCCGCGCAGUCCCAAGCUCAGCUUGACGAACUGCGGGCCAGCCACAACAGUCUUCUCGAGGAAUUGACGAGCAAGUCUCAGUCGACCUCGGAGGAGCUGGCUAAGGUCACAGCGGCCAAGAGUGAGAUUGACGCAGCCCUCGAGGCACUCAAGGCCGAGCAUGCUAAGGCCCAGGAGGAGAUCGACACGCUCAGCCAGCAACUGGCUCUAGAGAAGAUGGAGAAGUUUACGGCCCAGGCUGACCUCGAUGCCGCGAGGAACGCCAAGCCUGACACCACCGAGCUUGACGCCCUCAAGGCGCAGAUUGCUGCCCUGACCGAGGCCCACGAUAAGGAAGUUGCCGAACUCAAGGCCAGCCACGAGAAGGCUGCUGCAUCGGAGCUCGCAAGCGUCCAGGAGGAGCUGGCCAAGGCCAAAGCCGAGGUCGAGAAGAUCACGACAACGGCUGCGGCCGACUACAAGGAUAUGCACGACAGCAUGACGCAGCUUGUCGAGGAGGCGCAGACUCUGGCGGCUAUUGCCGAGCUCACGGCCCAGCUCAAGGUUAAGAACGCAGAGCUAGCCGAAGCUAAGACCACAUCAGACACGCCCAAGGGCCUUGCCGCGAGCCGUUUCGCCAACGCGGACGACAACAGACGGCGGCGCUACCAACCAGCCCACUGA